This is a messenger RNA of Syngnathus typhle (broad-nosed pipefish), 1860 nucleotides long. Its product is annotated as transcription factor 7-like 1-B. Gene Ontology annotation, biological process: regulation of transcription by RNA polymerase II; canonical Wnt signaling pathway. Gene Ontology annotation, molecular function: RNA polymerase II cis-regulatory region sequence-specific DNA binding; DNA-binding transcription factor activity, RNA polymerase II-specific. NCBI's taxonomy places the organism in Eukaryota, Metazoa, Chordata, Actinopteri, Syngnathiformes, Syngnathidae. The record is from RefSeq and is a predicted model, not a curated record. Gene Ontology annotation, cellular component: beta-catenin-TCF complex. The transcript is spliced from 7 exons. The coding region runs from base 654 to 1763 and encodes 369 amino acids.
AGUCAAGUGUUUAGUAAAAAGUACAACUUUGAACAAAACAACUUUUUAAGAAAAGGAAAGAUGAGUGUGUUGUUGUUAUUAUUACACAUGAUUGUAUACGUCCAACUGCGAAAAACGAAACACUAUUCAAUUAAAAUCCUCAAUUGUGAGACCGCUACGAACUUCUUAAAAUGGUCCCGAGCGCAAAUGUCCGCUUUGUCAUUAACGCAAAUCUUGUCUAUUUUGAGCACUUUAUUCCUUCUUUUACCUCGCGAUGAUAAUUAAAAUAAAGAGUAUGUACAUGUAUUUGUAUGCUUAACCUACCACCCGUGUUUAGUCUAUGUGACGUCACGCUUUCGUCUGCGCAUUUUCAAUGGGAUUGCUUGUUACUCGUUGCAUCGUCUUUGCAUUUGUGCUUUGAUGAACUUGGACUGCGUACUCUUCACUGUCAAGUGCUUCCAAAAUGAACGAAAAUAAGAUACCGGAGAUGGUCUUGAAACAUUUGAUAUCUUUCUGUUAUAAGCACAUAUUUCGACAACACGUAUUUCUCUCAUUAUUCCAUAUUUGUCCAUUUCCUUUGUGGAUUAAUAAAGCGCUAUCUGGAUCUCUCUCUAAUUUGUGUGUGUGACAGCUGGAGGCCAGAGUUAGGGCGAGCCUAGGUCAUCAGGGCACUGAUGGAGAAGCUCAGGGAAGAGUUUGAGCAGAUCGUAGGCGAGCUCGAGUGGCAGGAUGUUGCCGACACCCUGCAAGAGUUGUGCUCCAACAUCAUGUGUGACCCCAGCAACAUGCCCCCCCCUCACCCGCCCUUGAACCCCCCACCGUCUCCCUUGUACGGCGGGAUGUCGUUUGACGCCCGCCCUCAGCCGCUCCGCUUCCCUCCGCGCCUGCCGUUUAUCCCGCACGCCCAGUUCGUGCCGCUUCCCAGUAUGAGAUACGGGCCGCAGUUCAACCCGUACUUCAUGCACCCCUAUCACCUCAGCCGCCAGGCGGGCUCUCCUUUCCGUCUCCAGUACUUACCCUGCCAGAUGACGCCUCAGGUGGUCCACAGCCAGCCGUCCUUCACCUACCCAACGGCGCCACCGCAGCCGAAAAAGAGCCUCCCUGUGGUGCCGCUUCCCGAAGGUGCCACGCUGCACGCCGUCGGGAUGCUCAACGGCGAAGUGUUGUACGAGGCGGUGGACGCCUCUCAGGCCGCGCCACCUCCUCUUCUUCCCCCCACGACCACCUGCUCCUCCAGUCUUAAAACGAAGCGCAAGCGGCGACGCAAGCCCGCCGGGGUCAAAAAGCCGCCCAACGCCUUCAAAUGCUUUCUCCGAGAGCGACGCCCGGCGCUGAAGAACCAACUGGAGCAGAAGGACAGCGUGGCUGUCAACAAGUUCCUGGAACAGCUGUGGACGUCGUUGAGCAAGGAGCAGCAGGCCAAAUAUUACGAACAGGCCCACGUGGAGAAGGAGCUGAACGAGCAGCUGUCCUCCGACGGCUCCAGCGGCAGCGACAAAGACGACGCCGCCGCCAAAAAGAAGAGGCGGCGCUGCGACGCCGCAGCCGCUAGCCACGAACACAGGAACGCGGGCGAUGACGCGCCCGCUUCCUCCGGCUCUUCUUUCGUCUCCUCCUCGUCCUCCUGGCUGGAGGCCGUCAUCUCCGACUCUCCCGCCGCGCCGUGUGCCACCUCGCCCGCUUCUUCCGGCUCGCCCACCCCCAACAAGUGUCCCGACUCGGCCGAUGAAUCUGACAUCGAGGGCAUGGACGCCAAGCUGCUGCACCUGCUCGGAUGCUGUUAGUCUUAUUGUUGCGUUUAUUUAUGUGUAUUGUAAAAUGAAUGUAAAUAGUGUAUAAAAUAAUGUAAUAAUAAUUUUUCUACUCUUCCCCUCCUUUCAU